Cryptococcus wingfieldii CBS 7118 is the source of this 1116-nucleotide messenger RNA. RefSeq lists its product as hypothetical. Gene Ontology annotation, molecular function: chitin binding; hydrolase activity, hydrolyzing O-glycosyl compounds; glycosyltransferase activity. The record is from RefSeq and is a predicted model, not a curated record. The transcript is spliced from 7 exons. Bases 1 to 1116 code for a protein of 371 amino acids. Gene Ontology annotation, biological process: fungal-type cell wall organization; carbohydrate metabolic process. Gene Ontology annotation, cellular component: fungal-type cell wall. NCBI's taxonomy places the organism in Eukaryota, Fungi, Basidiomycota, Tremellomycetes, Tremellales, Cryptococcaceae.
AUGCUCUCCCUUCCCCUUUUCGCCCUCGCCUCCGCCCUGAUCACCCUCGUCCCUCAAGUCGCCGCCCAGACUUGCAACGCCACCAGCCUCUGUUCUGAGAGUGCCCCAUGUUGCUCCGAGUACGGCUUUUGCGGGUCUGAUUCUUUCUGUCUUGGGGGAUGUGAACCUCUUUACUCGUACCAGACAACGUCUUGUCGCCCUGACCCCAUUUGUGUAUCUCUGGAGACAGAUUUCACGGAUCUCAGCAGGGUCAACCAAAACGCUUCGGACUACACUGGAAAAGCCACCGCCUGGGACUGGGUCAUCAACUCAGGCACCAUACUCUCUACAGACGAUGGCGCCCGCCUCAUCUUGACUCAAGAUAAUGGAGGCACCAAGAUUUCCUCCACUCGAUACAUGAUCUAUGGUACCGUCGACUUUGUGCUCGAGACGAGCAAGUGGGCGGGUGUAGUGACGGCGGCAAUCACCAUGUCGGAUGUCAAGGAUGAGAUUGAUUGGGAGUGGCCGGGGGCGACAACAGAUCAGGUCCAGACCAACUACUGGUACUUGGGGGUCGCGAAUUACUCGGCAACGGAAGGAGCAUCGAGCUCUGUUUCAUCCGACACUGCCUCCAACUUCCACACUUACUCCUUCGAAUGGACUGAAGACUACAUCAACUGGAACAUCGACGGCUCCACCGUCCGCACCGUCCAGAAGACCGACACCCUCUCAUCCGACGGCUCUCAAUACAAAUUCCCCUCCACCCCCUCCCGCAUCCAAAUAUCCAUCUGGCCCGCCGGUACCUCCGACAACGCCCAAGGCACCAUCGACUGGGCUGGGGGAAUGAUCAACUGGGACGACAGCGACUACGUCUCCAACGGGUACUUCUGGAACACCGUCAAGAGCGUCAGGAUGACUUGCGGACAGGACGAGAUGAGUGUAGGGACGAACGGGACGACGGGAUGGGUUUAUGGGGGUAAUGGGAUGGAUGGGGUUCCUACGGUGACUUUCACGAAUGAGACGACGCUUCUUACCUCGUCGGCCACUCAGUCAUCGCCGAUUGGUCUCAAAAAGGCAGGAAUGCUCAGUAUCGUGGUAGGAGCCAUGGUCGUCCUCGGUGGGGCGAAUGUCUUCUGA